Molecule: messenger RNA, 1789 nt
Organism: Ceraceosorus bombacis
Lineage: Eukaryota; Fungi; Basidiomycota; Exobasidiomycetes; Ceraceosorales; Ceraceosoraceae
Source: the annotation of a GenBank genome assembly
AUGCGCUCCACAUUUGAUCUUCGUCUCCUUCUCGCCUCGCUCGUGUGCAGCUUGGCUCUGCUGCGCACAGCAUCCGCCAUUCCUGCCACGGAGGAUGGGCUGCUGAUGGCUCGCGGAAAUGCUGGCGUUGGCAAGAGCUGCUCCACUUCGCCGCAAUGCAAGACGGGUCUGUACUGCAAACGGGGAUCCUGCUCUGCCAAACGAGACGUCGGAGGUCCCUGCUACAAGAAUAAUGGCGUGAGUCUGUAAACGAGCUGCGCGAUUGGGGGUGAACAAGCUGCUGUGGCCCUGACUGACUGACGCGACGGAUGCCUUUGGUCUUCUCCUCGUAGUGCGUCUCGGGCAAGUGCGUCAAGUCUCGCUGUGCGGCCAUCUCGACUCCAGCGCUGCUUCCUGUCGGCUCCAAGUGCUCCACGAGCGCCGCUUGCGCCUCGGGCUACUGCGGUCGCUCCAAAUGCGCAGCCAAGCUCGCUGAUGGAGAAGGGUGCUACAAAGACGUGAGUACAGGUCCGAUGUGGACGGCGUCACUGAGUUUCAAAAGUUGGGCAAACACCGACUUGGAUCGCACUCCACCACUCACACAGAACGGCUGCACUAGCGGCAAGUGCACAAGCGGCAAGUGCGGUGCAGGAACAACGACGCCCACCAAGCCGCCGGUGAUUGUAGCGGGCAAUCGGGUAAGCAACCCGAGCUUUGAAGACGGCACGCUCGCUGCCUACACCACCAAGGGCGAUGUAAGCAUCGGCUCUGCUCCAGGCGCAGCGUACGAUGGCAAGUACUACGCCAUCCUGAAGUCUGCUCAAGGCGUGUCUGCGAGUCUAGGACAAAGUACGAGCGUAAAGCGAGCAAUCACAAAUUCUUAUCAAGUCAAAUUUCAAUAUCGCGUUCCUGCGCUGUCCAGCACAAGUCGACCAUAUUGCUACAUCGCACCAGCCAUCAACGGAGCAGCUGAAGCAGCUGCAGAGCCCCACUUUUUGGACGCUGCAGUGACUGGCUGGAGAGAGUACAGCAAGCUGUUGGAGAGCGAGCCGGCGAUCAAUAGCAUUGAAAUCUUCACGUACUGCAGCAGCACCACAACGGCUACGUUUGAUGUGGAUGCCCUCAGCUACGUACAGGAUCUGCAGGGUGGACAUCCAAACAACAUCAACAACAAGGGAAACCUCAUCUUGAAUGGCAAUUUUGGAGAGCAUGCCAAUCCCGGAGCGUACUGGAGCAUCGAAGGCAAUGUUCAAUUCACCGACGCUGGCUAUCCCGUCCACACGGUCAACCAGGAGAACAAUUACUACGCGUGAGUAGCCUGCCUCUUCACCAACGCAACGUCGCUCGAAAGUGGUCCGUGCGAUGAUUGUUGCUGUCCGCUGACCCAGCAAAUUCCGGACCUCUGGCUCUCUCUGCAUGCAGACUUUUGACCGCACCUAGCGGAGGUCUAGCAGCGAUCCGGCAAAACUACAACGUCUACCCAAUCAGCGGUGUCGAGCCAUACAGAGUCAUUCCGGGAUUCGUUCACUUCAUCUCCUCCUUUUCCCGCUCCGCAUCCACGCCCGAUGCCGUUUGUCGACUUCGCACAACCAUGAACGGUUUGGCCUACUCAGACGAUAUCGUCAUCGACGCCGCCAGUCCCGACAAUGGACCGGACCAGACCUACUUUAUCGAGCACAAUACCAUCAUUGGAAGAUUCGACCAGCCUGGACUAGACAGACCUUUUAGACUCCAAGUCGACUGCGAUCAGGGCGCACAGGCUUCCGUAAGGCUCGACCGUACCUCCAUCCUUGUCGACCGCGAAAAUUAA